Molecule: messenger RNA, 885 nt
Organism: Adineta steineri
Lineage: Eukaryota; Metazoa; Rotifera; Eurotatoria; Adinetida; Adinetidae
Source: the annotation of a GenBank genome assembly
AUGUCCGACAAACAAGUACCACAAAGACCAAAAGGGCUACAUAUGAGUCAUUUAUAUACAGAACCAAUUCCAAUGUCAUUCGCAACACCACAACAAUUGGCUAGUUUAGCAUCUGGAGCAACUAGUCUUUUUCCUCGUAUGCCUAUGACAACUGGAAAUCAAGCAUAUAUGCCAAUGAUGAAUGCAGGUUAUAACAUGAAUCCCGGGCAUAAUAUGCAUAGUCCAAAUUCACAGAUACAACCUAUACAAUCAAUAAAAAAUAAUACAGUUGCAACUUCUACUGCUACUGCUGCUAGUACUAACUCUCAAGCAGCAUCUUCUGAUAAGAAAACAUUGAAACCAUUACCUCCACAAGAAAUUGAUUUAGAUACAUUUAAAGGUUUUAAAUUUGUUACACUUGAUGAUUUACAAGUUGAAACAAGAGACAUUUAUGAUAAAAUUAGUGGAACAUUCAAAUGGGAAAUGUGUCAAGGUCAAGAAGAGAGAUGUGUUAGCUGUAUACGUGAUGAUUGUAAAAAUAAACGAGUCUUUCUCGUAUCAUCUGGUUCACUUGGAUCAAGAAUUGUUCCAUUACUUCAUGAAUUACCACAACUUUAUGCUAUCUAUGUUUAUUGUGCAGAUGUUGAACGUCAUAGCAAAUGGGCAAAAGAUUUCUCUAAAGUACGUGUUGUUUGUAAUAAUGAUGAUAAAGAUUUAUUACCACAAUUCGCUGUUGAUGUUGCACAAUCGAAUAUUGAUUGGGGAAAUGCUUUACUUAAAAAAGGUACACAUGAUAAAGCGAAAGAAAAAUUUGAAUUAGCAUUAAAGAAAUUGAAAGAUCAUGCUGUUGAACACGAUAAUGCUAUGGAUAUAGAGAUUGAAACUAAAAUAAAAGAAUGCAAAUAA